This is a messenger RNA of Serpula lacrymans var. lacrymans S7.9, 990 nucleotides long. RefSeq lists its product as uncharacterized. The transcript has 4 exons. Bases 1 to 990 code for a protein of 329 amino acids. Lineage: Eukaryota; Fungi; Basidiomycota; Agaricomycetes; Boletales; Serpulaceae. The record is from RefSeq and is a predicted model, not a curated record.
AUGUCUACUACUGGAUCAACAUCUGUCAUCACCUCGUCUCUAAAUGCUUCGCUGCCGCUGCUCUGCUGCACCACGCCUUUCACACAUCCAAAGUUCAGUGGGUUCGCUAUCAAAGGCCCGACACAACAAUAUUUCCAUAGGUUUAUGGACCCUCUUUUGAAGAAAGAGGCUACGCCCCUUAAAGCGUACUGCGCACUGGAGGAUUUGCUCCCAGUAAUUUUCCCUUUAUCUCACAUUUUCACAGGUCAAUAUGGGAUAAAAGCCAUGCUAUACAAUAUGCUGGUUUUGUUACAUGAUGCAGGUUAUUACAGCACCAAGGAUAGAUCCUGGACAACAAUGAGUGGCUGUCCAGACUUUACAAAACCUUGGAGUCCAGGUUCGGAGGAUGAGUGUGCGGCAUUCCUUAACAAUAUUGUACUGAAGGUCUACUCUGCAUUACCAAGCACAGAAACUGCCUCCUUGAGAUGGUGGACCGCUGCCAACUCAGUCCGUUCAGUAGAAGAUGGCGGUGGCAGACAGCGUCCUGACCUAGUCUUGAUGAGUGCUAGCUCUGACAACCCCACGAAUGCCAAAGCUCUUCCACCAGCAAAUUGGAGAAGUGUCCACGCACUGGCUGAGCUCAAGGACAGGGAGAAAAACUCAGUGCCCCUCCACGAGCAGAUUUUUCAGCUGAUAGGACGUGCAUCAUUUCCCAGAGCUGCACAAGAUUGCCAGAUGCAUAUCUUAGGCUUUGCUUUACGUGGAGCAUCAUUCACUCUCCUUUACAUAGAUCAAGCUAUGUGCGUUAUAAUGGAGCAGCCCUACCAAUUCAAGGAUGAGGUGUUUAUGGAGCGGGAGCUAAUCAGGAAAUGGCUCAAUCCUGAAUUUGACACCAAGUUCGCCCAUGCAGAUGCAGUGCAUCACAAAUUCACAACAUUUGGCAAGGCUGAUAACCUCCGUAGUUUCCUUGAUGGACAUAUUUCAACCUACUUCAAGUUCAUGAUCCCCUAA